Molecule: messenger RNA, 6083 nt
Organism: Chlamydomonas reinhardtii
Lineage: Eukaryota; Viridiplantae; Chlorophyta; Chlorophyceae; Chlamydomonadales; Chlamydomonadaceae
Exons: 28
Coding region: 89-5185 (1698 amino acids)
Cellular component (GO): membrane
Source: RefSeq, a predicted model, not a curated record
UUAACAAAGCUUGGAAGAAUGCUUGAUUGCUGAAUCAUGAAUUGGAGCGUUGCAUGCUGCACUUUGUGCGAGUAGCUAAGACACAAAAAUGAGCAUGAGGAGUUUUUGGGAUGUCCUAGUGCUGGUGGCGGUGGUGGGAGCCAGCGUCCGCUCCCAGCCUGAACCGGCGCCGGCGCCUGUGUACCCAGGCCCCAGCCCCAGCCCCUCUCCUUCCCCCUCCCCCUCCCCCUCCCCCUCGCCUUCCCCCACCCCCUCCUGGCUGACACGCGACCACUCGCCCGGCAUGUGCGCCACGUACGGCACCUGUGGCCACCGCCGCGACGGCGACCCGCUGCCGUGCGCCGCCAAUGUGCCGGCGGCGCCGCCGGAGGAAGCGCUGGCCACCGCACUGCAGGCCGUGUGCCCCAGCCUGUGGGCGGCUGCGGGCGGUCCCGCGGGGCGCUACUGCUGCACCGCGGAUCAGGUCCAGCGCAUCAGCUCCGAUACCGCCAAGGCCAUGCCCUUCAUCGUGGGCUGCCCCGCCUGCCGCCGCAACUUCCUGCAGCUGUGGUGCGUCACCACCUGCUCCCCCGACCAGGCGUCAUUCGCAAACGUGACGGCGGUGCAGACCGCGGCCGACACCAACUCCUCCACGGCGGUGUCGGAGCUCGAGUACUGGGUGUCGGAGCAGUACAGCAGCCAGCUGUACGACUCAUGCAAGGACGUCAAGUUCGGCGCCGCCAAUGUGCCGGCCAUGUCCUUCAUCGGCGGCGGCGCCACCAACGGCCAGGCAUGGCUGGACUUCCUGGGCACUCUGAAGGACAAGCGCUUCCCGCCCAUUGGCUCCCCAAUCCAGAUCAACUUCAGGCCUGAGAACGCGACGCCACCCGGGCUGUCCCCGCUGGCUGACCGCGUGGUGGCGUGCGGCGACAACGCCUUCCGCUGCUCCUGCUCCGACUGCCCCGCGGCGCAGGGCUGCGCACAGCCGGCGCCGGAGCCGCCCGCGCCGCCGCCCGCCUGCCACGUGGGCUCCCUGCGCUGCCUCACCUUCGCACUCAUCUGGGUGUAUGCCGCCGUGGCCGCCUGCGUGCUGGCCGGCUACGUGCUGGGACUGGGGGCCGGCAGCGGCGCGGCGGCCGCGGCCGCGGCAGCUGCAGCGGAGGCGGAGGCGAGCACAGGGGCGGAGGCGGGGGCAGGGGGCGGCAAGGAAAGGGCGGCCUGGGGCGUGGCGGCGGGCUGGGAGCAGGACGGGCUUGCGGGAGGAGGUGGCGGCGAGGCGGGGGCCAGCGGGCUCCGUCAGCCGCUGCUGCACGGCGGCGCGGGCGCCAGCGGCGGCGGCGGCACUGGGUCCGGCGGAGGGGCAGGUGGUGGCGGCGGCGGCGGCGGUCACCGGCCGCCGCGGGUGGAGCGGCUGCUGCAGCGGGGCUACUACCGCCUGGGUCUGUUUGUGGGCUACCACCCAGUGGCUGUGGCGGCUGUGGGUGUGGCGCUGGCGGGGCUGUGCUGCCUAGGCCUGAUGCGGUUCCGGGUGGAGACGGACCCGCAGAGGCUGUGGGUGGGGCCGGAGAGCCAGGCGGCGAGGGAGAAGGCCGCCUACGAAGCCUCCUUCGGCCCCUUCUACCGAGUGGAACAAAUGAUCCUGGCCACACAGCCGCCGCCGCCGCCGUCGCGGCAGCCGCCGCCGGCAGCCUCAGGGGCCCCGCCUCCUCCCGCCUCCUCCUCCUCCGCCGCCGCCGCCGCCGCCGCCAUCCUGAGCGGCCCGCACUUGCAGCUGCUGUUCGACAUGCAGCAGCUUGUGGACGAGCUGGAGGCCCCCAUCCGCCGCCCGGACGGCUCCGAGGGUGUGGUGCGGCUGCGUGACGUGUGCUUCAAGCCAUUCGGCGACGAGUGCGCCACUCAGUCCGUACUGCAGUACUGGCGGCUGAACCGCACCCUGUACGAGACGGAGCAGGCCCGGCCCGCCGGCUCGCCCGGCCGCAUGACGCCCGAGUACUGCUUCACACACUGGUACACCGAGUGCCGCAGUGCCUUCCAGGCGCCCAUAGACCCCCACGUGGUGUUGGGCGGCUUCCCGGUGGGAGACCAGUUCACCACCUACACCGCCGGCGCCACCUCGUUCGUGACCACCUACCCCGUGUCCUCGGAGCCGGCGCUGCGGGCGGCGGCGGCGGCCUGGGAGGCGGCCUUCAUCGACCUGGCGGCGGGGCGGCUGGGCGACAUGGCGGCGGCGGCCGGACUCAGCCUGUCCUUCUCCACCGAGAGGUCUGUCCAGGACGAGCUGACCCGUGAGAGCCGGGCGGACGCGGUGACGGUGGCGGCGUCGUACGGCUUCAUGCUGCUCUACAUCGCAGCGGCCCUGGGCUCCCUCCCGCCGCUGUGGCCGGUGUGGUGGGCGGCUCGGGGCCGGGGCCUGCGCGCGGCGGCGGCCUGGCUGCGGCGCGGCGCGCUCACCAGCCGCGGCGGUCUGGGUCUGGCGGGGGUGGCCAUCGUGGCACUCAGCGUUGCGGGCGCCCUGGGCCUGGUGUCUGCUGCGGGGCUGUGGUGCACGCUCAUCAUCAUGGAGGUCAUUCCCUUCCUGGUGCUGGCGGUGGGCGUGGACAACAUGUUCGUGCUGGCACACGCCAUGGGCAAGCAGGACCACGCGCUGCCGCCCGCCGAGCGCCUGGCCCUGUCCCUCGCCGCCGCCGGCCCCUCCAUCACCCUCGCCGCCGCCUGUGAGACGGCCGCCUUCGCUCUGGGCGGCCUGCUGACGUCAAUGCCGGCCGUACGGAACUUCUCACUGGCGGCGGCGGCGGCUGUGGCGCUGGACUUUGGGCUGCAGGUCACCGUGUUCGCGGCCCUGCUGGUUCUGGACGUGCGCCGCCUUCAGAGCCGCCGGCUGGACUGCCUCCCCUGCAUUCAGCUACAGCCGGAGCAGCUACAGCCCGGCGGCAGUAGCGCCAGCAGCAGCGCCAGCCGCCGGCGGCGGCGCGGCGGCGGCUCGCCGUACCGGCCUAGUACGGCAAUGAUGAUGGAGCGGCACUACGGCGGUACGAAGGACGUACUGGAUGAGGACGAGCUGUCGUACGAGCAGCGGCAACAGCAGGAGUACGGCAGUGUGACACGGGAGGACGACCGGCCGCCGUACAUUGGCCCCAGCAGCGACGGCGAGGUGGACGAGCACUCGUACUGGUCCCUGCAGCGCGUGCUGCAGGCCUACUUUGAGUGGCUGCACGCGCCGCUGCUGUCCCGCCCCGCCGCCCAGGUCGCGGUGCUGCUGGCCUUCGCCGCCUCCGCCUGCGUGUGCCUGGCGCUGUUGCCGCAGCUGCAGGUGGGGCUGGAUCAGGCGGUGGCUUUGCCGCGAGACUCCUACCUGCAGCCCUACUACCGUGACGUGUUGGCCCAGCUGCGUGUGGGUCCGCCGCUGCUGCUGGUGGUGGAGGAUCUGGAUCUGGAUCCGGCGGCGAGGCAGGUGGAGGCGCUGUGCGGCGUGGCGGGCUGCGACCCGGACUCACUGGUCAACCGGGUGUCCGCCGCCGCUCGCGACCCGGGCCGCACCUACCUGGCCGCCGCCGCCGCCUCCUGGCUGGACGACUUCAUGUCAUGGCUGUCGCCCGACCUGCCUGCCUGCUGCAGGGCACGAAACGCUGCUACCGGCGCCAACGCCCUGCUAGUCGGCGACCCGUACGCUCCUACAUCCUCCUUCCAGAGUCUUGCCACUACUGCGGCGCCUGCCUUCGGCCCCGCCGCCUCCCCCUCCAUCACUGGCGCCGCCGCCGGCUCCUACUGCCCGCCGCCCGACCAGCCGCCCUGCAGCACCAACGCCUCCACCUGCGCCGGCUGUCGCACGUGCGUGCAGACGGCGUUCGAAGGCGGCCGCCCCAGCGUGUCCCAGUUCCAGUCCUACCUGCCCUGGUUCCUGGGCGCCCGCCCCAGUGAGGGCUGCGCCAAGGGCGGUGUGGGCGCCUACAGCUCCGCACUGCAGCGGGCAGACCCCGACGACCCCACCAGCGUGGCGGGGCUACUGCCGGAGGCGGGCUGGCGGGAGGGGGGCUGGGGGGAGAAGGCGGGCUGGGGGGAGGAGGAGGAGGAGCAGGACGAGCAGGAGGAGGGGCAGGAGGAGGGGCAGGAGGAGGAGGCAGGGGCGACUGCAGCUGACCUGGCGGCGCGGCUUCGGCGGCGGCGGCAGCUGCUGAAGCAGCGGCGCGGCGGCGGCGCCGCCACCACCACCAUAAGUGCCGAUGGCGGCGGCAAGAGCGGCGGCAAGAGCGGCGGCGGCGGCGGCGGCAAGAGUGGAGGCGGCGGCGGUGGUCGUGUGGCUGCCAGCAGCUUCCGCACCUACUACCGCCCCCUCAGCCGCCAGUCCGACUUCAUCGAGGCCAUGCGCCAGUCGCGCGCCUUCGCCGCCGCCGCCUCCCGCGACCUGGGCCUCCGCAUCUACUCCUACUCCCUCUUCCACGUCUUCUUUGAGCAGUACCUGGGCGUGGCGGGCGACGCCGUGCGCAUGGUGGGGCUGCCGCUGCUGGCGGUGGUGGGCGUGGCCUGGGGCCUGGGCGGCAGCCUGGCGGCGGCGGCGCUGCUGGCGGUGGUGCUGGCCAGCCUGCUGCUGCACCUGGCGGGCGCGAUGGUGCUGGCGGGGAUACAGGUGAACGCGGUGUCACUGGUCAAUCUGGCCAUGGCUCUGGGCAUAGCGGUGGAGUUCUGUGCGCACGUGCUGCACGCAUACAUGGUGGCGGCAGUGCCACUGGCCGCGGCGGUGGGGGGGCAGCAGCCGCAGCAGCCGCAGCAACAGCAACAACAGCAGCAGAGGCAGCGGGGGCAGGGGCAGCAGGGCUCAGCCGGCGGGGACGGCAGCGCCUGGAGCCGCCUCAUAGCCCGCCUGCGCGGCGGGUAUACGCAGCUGCCGGCGGCGGCGGCGGCAGCCGACGGCGCAGCCGGCGGCGGUGACGCCGCCGCUGGCGGCGGGGUGUGGCGGCUGGGUUUCCUGGGCGGGCCGCAGCGCGCGGCGCGGUCUCGUGCGGCGCUGGUGUCGGUCGGGGCCUCGGUGUUGAGCGGUGUGACGCUCACCAAGCUGGUGGGGGUGGCGGUGCUGGCGUUCGCGCGCACCCAGAUCUUCGAGAUCUACUACUUCCGGCUGUACGCGGCGCUGGUGGUGGCGGGCGCGGCGCACGGGCUGGUGCUGCUGCCGGUGCUGCUGGCGCUGGCGGGGCCCACAGCAGUGUUCUGAACCUGUUCUGCAGCGCCGCUCUCGAGUGCUUGUGCGUGAUGGCUUCGGGCUUUUGAGUUCUGGGUUGUUCUGAACCCACUUGGCGCACCAGGUAGCAUUAUUGACGUGUGUUGCGGAACUAAUGCGUAUUAGGGACUUGUGAGAAUGGGGAGAGUCGCGGAGGCGCGGGCAACGCGGAGGAGGGCCGCGCGGACCGCAAGCACGAGGGAGGGCGCGGGGGGGUUGGUGCCGGUGUCUGCUCCGAGCUCUCUGUGUGGCAGUAGGGACGCGCGAGAGGGGCGGGGCUGUGUAGGACCACCUGGGAGGUACCGCACGAGUGAGUGUGUAUGUGUGUGUGGGGGGAACAUUCGUUGGGACAGGGAUGUUGUUCGGCCACUGGGUGGGUGCCCCAAUGGCCACGCCCGGUGUGUGUGUGGGGGGGGGGGCCUUCACAUUGGGCGUGUGUGGAGAGCAGCAUACCAAAAUGCAGCAGCGCGCUGUUUCCAACAGCUGUGUGACUUUAAGCGUUAGCUGCAGUUGUCUUCGUUCAACAUGGGCCGUGGGAGGCCGUGGGCCCGGUUGCAAGAAUGCUGUGUUGGGCUGGGCGGCAUGGUGGCGUGUGCGCGCGUGUGUCUGUGUGUCUGUCGAAUCCCUAGUACAAGCAACAGCAGAGGGUGGUGAGAAGCAUAGUCCCGAGUGUGGUGGCUAGAAUCCCGGCGCGCAAAUCCCACAAGGCAGGUCAGGUGUGUCCGUGUGUGCACCCUGUCGUCCAGGUGGGCGGCACCUGCGACCUGUGGCUGCAGCGCUCUAGGGGCAGGCUGGCGUAGUCCCGUAGUUGUGCAUCGUGUUCCCAGACCCCAACAUCCAAGGCAAGAUUGCGUGACUGGUAGAAUGCCGGAGUUACUGUAGCGAGACAGUG